Dentiscutata erythropus is the source of this 369-nucleotide messenger RNA. NCBI's taxonomy places the organism in Eukaryota, Fungi, Glomeromycota, Glomeromycetes, Diversisporales, Gigasporaceae. The record is from the annotation of a GenBank genome assembly.
AUGAAAUCUCGUCCAAGUAUCUCUUUUUUAGUUUUAUUUAUUGCUAUCAUUUUCAGCAUUAUAGUUUCUGUACCACUUAUUGAAGGCAAAACAGUAUGGAUCCAAAACAAAUUGGUCUUCGGUACUAUUGCUCAAGCUGUUGCUUGCAAUAAUGAAAAUUGCGAUCAUGAAUAUGAUAGACAAUGGAGUACUGCUCACGAUAGUUUCAGUUUGGGAAUACCUGAUGAUGCUUCCCAAUUCUGGGUCAUCUUUUCCGCUAAAGGUACAAUUGAAGAUGAGAAAAUACGCGGACCAUUCGAUAAUACUCAAGAUAUCUGUUGGCAUUAUCAUGGUUCCCUUGAUUACUGGAUUGUAUACCCUUGUCCUUAA